GGUUUUUAUUUUGCUGUUUUUAUUUCGUUUACGGUGGUCUUGUUUGUCACCGGUUGUUUCACCAGUCGGUAAAGGAGGAGUGAGCGGCUCCGCUUCUCCUCUCAAACCUCCUCCUCCUCCUCUUUCACCGUCCAGCUCCUCACGGAAUGACAACAAACAUUUAGCUAACUCUCAGCUAAACAAACGCUAACUGAAAGUGCUCCGGCGGCAGCUAGGUAGCUUAGCUCCAGUUGACACAUCCUUGAGUGUGUGCCAGCCUCAGAGAGAAUUUGAACCCUUUCAUGGUGCUUUCACUUCGAUGGGGAACUGUUUGUUUGCACAGGGCGCGGAUGACCUGUCGCUGCUAAACGAGUCUGAGGGGGGCAGUCUGCCCGGAGAGCCUCCGCCGCCUUACCAGGAGGACUCCCAACCACUGCCGGUUUACCAUCCCACCCCAGGUGAGAGUCGUCUAGCCAGUCAGCUGACCGAGGAGGAGCAGGUCCGCAUUGCCCAGCGGAUCGGUCUCAUCCAGCACCUGCCGAGAGGCGUCUUUGAUUUUGGCUCUGAUCCCUCUGACAAGAAAGUUAAAGAGUGUGUGAUCUGCAUGAUGGAUUUCGAGUAUGGCGAUCCCAUUCGGUUCUUGCCCUGCCUUCACAUCUACCACGUGGACUGCAUUGACCCCUGGCUGAUGCGGUCGUUCACCUGCCCCUCCUGCAUGGAGCCGGUAGAUGCAGCCCUGCUGUCCACUUAUGAAACCAACUGAGCAGCCCCAGGUGGCUGCUCCUGCCUAAAAGUAAAUGCACCUUUUAUUUAGGCUUAAGUCCUAGCUGUACAGACAGGAAGCCAAGGUGAUGCAGCAUUAUGCAGAUGUUUGCAGGAUGUGUUAAGAUGCUGUCAGCUGCUAAAAAAAACUGUGCCCUACAGUCCACUGCUGAGGUCUAAAUCUUUGCCUUUUAAAAGUAGCACAUUGUGCCAAAUCAAGCUAGAUGAAGAAUACGGAAACUCUACAAGUAGCAAAAUAUUACUUUCACUUUUUUUGUAUGACUGACAUUUUAAUUUGUAACGCAAUGUCAUUAACUUCACUUUUCACAACGUAUGGUGCCUUCAAACGAGACCCAUGGGAAGUUUUUCAACAAAACAAAACGUGGUUGAUGUUAAAUGUUGUGAGAAUACCAUUCCUAGCCAACAGCGAAGCCAGCUCGCAUGCAAAUAACCUUAACAUUAUGCAGUGAAUAUAGAUGGAAGGAAAAUAGUCAUUUGGGUACAUUUCCGAGAUCUAUAUGACUAAAAGUACAAUAUUAUGACACAGGAGCAUUGAUAUUAACACAGGCUCAUUUGAAGGCACCAAUAAUGUGCAAUAUGUUAAAUCAAAGACAAAAAUACAGAACACGUUUGUUUUGGUUUGGUCAACAGCAUUUAGUGAAUUGCAAGUGAAAACAUGAAGUGAAGUUACCGUGUUUUAAACAUGAACAAAUGGCCUUGAAUGUCACAAAAGUGCAGGCCUCUCUCUACUGAAAUGCAAUCUUCAAAACACAAAAAAAGUUAUUUUCUUCACACAAUCAUUUAUAAGAACACUUAUUUGAUCUAAACGCAUCUCAAGAUUGAUUCUAUUUUGUUUGACAAGGCUUUUAUGUUUGUACUGUAGUUUGUUUCCCUUUGAUGCUGCUUUUUUUAAAUGUGAAACCUUGUUUUUUUUCUUUUGUUUUAAAAAAAAGAAACUGUGUGUGUCCUUUUCAUAGUUUACUGUCAGUGAUAUUUGCAAAGACUAUAUGCUGUGUAGUCCCUCUUAAAGCACCUUGGGAUAAUCUGGCAAUCUGUAGCAUAGGUUUUCUAGAUGCAUGCGUGUGAGUCUGUGCGUGUGUGAGUGUGUGUUGAAUUUAGACUGUCGUAGUGACCUCUUUUUCUAGUUUGUAUCUGUUGAAUUUAGUUUUUUUGUUGAUGGCCUUCUUACAGCAAGCUCCUGGGUCUGGUCACACAAAAUUAUUUUAUCUUUUGGUAUCAGGUGUUCAUUCUCUGAUACUGACUGCUUCAAGUAAAGCACAAACUAGUAAAAUGGCGAGAGAGAAGCUACACCUGAUGAUAGGAAUGUAUCUUGAAUGUAAAGCACUAUUUCAUCUUAUACACUUCUGGACGGUAUAAGCGACAAUAAGAUAAUAUUUCUGAUUUUCUCAGGCUGCUGUGCCUUUUAAAGGCAGAGUUAAGCCAAUUCCAGUGAAGUACAAUCAUUUCCGACAUGACUUUUGUUUUUUUUAGUUGUCCUCCGUGGGGGAGACAAAUACCAGCAAUGUAUGAAUUUGUCAAACGAGCCUCUGGCUGCUGUUAACAAUCAUUUUGUGUUUUAAUUUGUAAUGUGUGUCACCUGUGCACAGGUUAAACAAAAAAAAAAAAAAAAAUCCAAAUUGUUUUCUUUUUCUUAAUUAUAUAUUAAAGCUGAACAGGUCACUGUGGAGAA
Solea solea (common sole) is the source of this 2431-nucleotide messenger RNA. It is a transcript of the gene rnf11a, whose product is annotated as ring finger protein 11a. The record is from RefSeq and is a predicted model, not a curated record. Lineage: Eukaryota; Metazoa; Chordata; Actinopteri; Pleuronectiformes; Soleidae. The transcript is spliced from 3 exons. The coding region runs from base 299 to 742 and encodes 147 amino acids.